Molecule: messenger RNA, 711 nt
Organism: Nerophis lumbriciformis (worm pipefish)
Lineage: Eukaryota; Metazoa; Chordata; Actinopteri; Syngnathiformes; Syngnathidae
Source: RefSeq, a predicted model, not a curated record
AUGGCGGUCACAAUAAAUGUUUGCUUCCCUCCAGAUGAUGCCGUCCUGCUGGAAGUGCCUGUCAUUCAGCAGUUGUACCACUGGGAUUGUGGUUUAGCAUGCUCCAGGAUGGUACUCAAGUACCUGCACCCCAUCAGUGAUGAGCAAUUUCGGAGAGCAUGCUGGGAGCUGAAAAUGACUGAGAGUGUGUGGACUAUUGACCUGGCCUACCUCAUGUGCCAUCUAGGAAUCAAGCAUUGCUUUUACACACAGACCCUGGGAGUUGAUAAGGGCUUUAGGAGUCAGUCCUUUUAUAAGAAGCAUUUUGAUACCGAAGAAGACCGAGUGAAUGAGCUUUUUCUUAAAGCAGAAACGAAAGGUGUGGUUGUUAAGAAAUGCUCUGUGAGCAUUCAAGAAAUCGAGUCUCACCUAGAGGAGAGGCACGUUGCCAUCGUUCUCGUCAAUGCGGUCAUCUUGACGUGCGAACUUUGCGCCGCACCUGUCAAGUACUGCUGCUUCCUCCCUGUGGGCCAGAAGUGUUUCUGCCGGAAACCCGAGUAUCAGGGACAUUUUGUGGUGCUGCGUGGCUUCAACAGGACCACUGGAUGCAUUCUGUACAACAACCCUGCGUAUUCUGACCGGGUCUGCUGCACCACUGUCAGUAACUUUGAAGAGGCUCGGCGGAGCUACGGGACAGACGAGGACAUCCUCUUCAUCUUUAAAACAAGCUGA